Messenger RNA from Exophiala xenobiotica, 540 nucleotides. RefSeq lists its product as uncharacterized. The transcript has a single exon. The record is from RefSeq and is a predicted model, not a curated record. NCBI's taxonomy places the organism in Eukaryota, Fungi, Ascomycota, Eurotiomycetes, Chaetothyriales, Herpotrichiellaceae. The coding region runs from base 1 to 540 and encodes 179 amino acids.
AUGUCUUUCCCGACCCAACCGGCAUUCGUCCACACCGGAACCUGGGACGACGAGACCAGAAAACAUCCGGCCAUGAAAUGGAUGGAAGACUACACGCUGAACUUCAACAAACGCGGAGGCUGGGAUCAAAAGAGGAACGACUGGCAUAGUGAGGACUUCACGCUCGUCAAGCCAGAUGGCUCGGUUCACACUGGACAUGAAAACGCAUUCGAGCAAUCCAAGUCCAUGUACGGUCUCUUCACCAGCGAGUUUCACGAGCCCUAUUUCCUAGUUUGCUGGGAGACUGGAACGGGAUGGGAGAUGCUGGGUCAGGCAUACUUCUACGCCAACUGUGUCGGGGAGUCUGCGGCGGGUGAAAAGAAGGUCAAGGACCUCCAGGGCCGGGAGUGGGACGUCAAGAUCCCCUCAGCUUUUCUUUUCAAAUAUCUGAAGAAGGAUGGAGCGGCUCAUGGAGGGAUUGAGCUGGGCAGGUGUGAGAUCAUGAGCGAUUCGCUGCCAGCUGUUCAGAUCUUGAUGCAGAGAGGGGUGAUUAAGCAGUAA